Messenger RNA from Acyrthosiphon pisum (pea aphid), 1968 nucleotides. RefSeq names its product plastin-1-like. NCBI's taxonomy places the organism in Eukaryota, Metazoa, Arthropoda, Insecta, Hemiptera, Aphididae. The transcript has 10 exons. Gene Ontology annotation, cellular component: cytoplasm; actin filament; actin filament bundle. Gene Ontology annotation, biological process: actin filament bundle assembly; actin filament network formation. Gene Ontology annotation, molecular function: calcium ion binding; actin filament binding. The record is from RefSeq and is a predicted model, not a curated record.
AUGUCGAAGGUCUCAAACUACGUCAAGGCACUCAACGGCAGCGCAAACUACGUCAAGGCACCCAACGGCACCGCGAACUACGUCAAGGCAUUCAACGGCAGCGCGAACGUCGCUGCGGCCGACGACGAGCUCAAGGAACAAUUUUCCAAGAUUGAUAAACAUGGAGAUGGAACUAUUGAUCUUUCAGAACUACAAGAGGCUCUAGAUUUAUGUGGUUUUAAGUUACCUGCAUGGAAAGUUCGAAAAAUUAUUGAAGAUUAUGAUGGUAAAAGAACUGAAACAAAAGGAAAACUUGUAAUUUCAGAAUUUAAAAAGCUAUGUUCAGACUUAAAAGCAGGAGAAGUUGCUAGCUCAUUUAAACAAGUUGUUUCUAAAAAAGAAAACUUAGAAACUUUAGGUGGUAUGUCCGAUGCAUCGAGUGAAGGAACAACACAUUCUGUAUGUUUAGAAGAACAGCUUGCAUUUUCUAAUUGGAUCAAUACUAACUUGAGUAAUGAUCCUGACCUAAAGCAUUUACUUCCAAUAGAAUGUAAAGGGAAAAAUUUAUAUGAAAAGGUCGUAGAUGGAAUAUUGCUCUGCAAGGUUAUUAAUCAUUCUUGUCCUGAUACAAUUGACGAAAGAGCAAUUAAUAAAGAAACAAAUAAAAGCAACCUUACUGUUUACAAAAAAUUAGAAAAUUUAACACUAGCACUAGUUUCCAGUCAAUCUAUUGGUUGUAAUAUUGUGAAUAUUGAUGCUCAUGAUCUUGCUAAAGGAAAACCACAUUUAGUCCUUGGUUUACUCUGGCAAAUUAUUAAGAUAGGAUUGUUUAGUCAAAUUACUCUUGAAAACUGUCCUGGGUUAGCUACAUUAUUACAAGAUGGAGAAAAAAUUGAAGAGCUUAUAAAACUAUCACCAGAAGCUAUACUUCUUGGAUGGGUUAACUACCAUUUGAAUCGUGCUGGAGUUUCAAGGUUAUGUUUUAAUUUUGAUUAAUUAACCAACAUUUUCAUUGAGUAUACAAAUCAUUGGAUCAUUAAAUUACAUUUAUUGUCUAUAAAGGAACCGGAUUUGAACAAAAGAGCUGAUAUAAUGUUGCAGCAAGCAGCUAAGUUAGGUUGUCGAAGUUUUGUUACACCCGCUGAUGUUGUGAAUGGUGUAUACAAAUUAAAUCUUGCAUUUGUUGCUAAUUUGUUUAACAAUCAUCCAGGAUUAGACAAACCUGAAGGAGACAUUGCAAGAUUAGAAUCAAUUGAAGAAACAAGAGAAGAAAAAACAUACAGAAAUUGGAUGAAUUCUAUGGGUGUAACACCUCAUGUUAAUUGGCUUUAUUCAGAUUUGGCAGAUGGUCUCAUAAUAUUUCAAUUGUAUGAUAUUAUUAAACCAGGAAUUGUUAAUUGGUCCAAAGUACACAGAAAAUUUUCUAAACUGCGAAAAUUUAUGGAAAAAUUGGAAAAUUGCAACUAUGCUGUUGAGUUGGGUCGUCAAUUAAGGUUUUCGUUAGUUGGUAUUGCUGGACAAGAUUUAAAUUAUGGAAAUGCAACACUUACAUUAGCUUUAAUUUGGCAACUAAUGCGUGCAUAUACUUUAUCAGUCUUAACUCAACUUGCUAAAACUGGAAGUCCAAUGAUCGAAAAAGAAAUUAUUACCUGGGUUAACAACAAGUUACAAAACGCCAAUAAAUCUUCAACUUUAAAAGGAUUCCAAGAUCGUGCAUUAGCUGAUGGGCGAAUUGUUAUUGAUUUAAUUGAUGCAAUAAAACCAGGCACCAUUAAUUAUGAUGUAAUUAAAAAGGAAGGUGACGCUGAGGAUAAUUUAGCUAAUGCUAAAUAUGCAAUAUCAAUGGCCAGAAAGACGGGUGCUAGAGUGUAUGCUUUACCAGAAGAUAUUACCGAAGUAAAACCAAAAAUGUUGAUGACACUCUUUGCAUGUCUUAUGGCUAUAGAUUAUGUUCCUUACAUGGCCAUAACUGAAAAAUCAGACUCGUAA